AUGGCUGCACCAGACCACAUGGACUCAGUGCAGAAGCACGAUGCCUCCAGCGACGACGCAGAGACUGAGACCAAGAUCCAGUAUCCGUCCGGAUGGAGGGUCACGAUGAUCCUGACCUCGGUGACCCUGGCCUACUUCCUCUUCUUCCUGGACCUUGCCGUCCUAUCCACCGCCACGCCCGCCAUCACCUCGCAGUUCGACUCGCUGGUCGAUGUUGGCUGGUACGGAGGCGCCUACCAGCUCGGCAGCGCGGCGUUCCAGCCCCUGACCGGCAAAAUCUACAGCCAGUUCUCCAUCAAGUGGACAUUCCUCGUCUUCUUCGUCAUCUUCGAAGUCGGCUCCGUCCUCUGCGCCGCGGCUCACAACUCCCCCAUGUUCAUCGUCGGCCGCGUCAUCGCGGGCGUAGGCUCGGCGGGGAUGUCGAAUGGCGCCGUCACAACCAUCUCCGCUGUCCUGCCGACCCAGAAACAGGCGCUCUUCAUGGGCCUGAAUAUGGGCAUGGGCCAGCUGGGUCUCGCGACGGGCCCGAUCAUCGGAGGCGCGUUCACGACGGAUGUUUCGUGGCGCUGGUGCUUCUACAUCAACCUCCCCCUCGGCGCCAUCGUCGGCGGCUUCCUCCUCUUCAGCACAAUCCCCGAGCCCAAGCCCAAGUCGCCUCCGCUGCAAAUCCUCGGGUCCGCAAUCCACUCCCUCGAUCUCCCCGGCUUCAUGCUCGUGUGCCCCGCCGUGGUAAUGUUCCUGCUAGGCCUGCAAUUCGGAGGAAACCAGCACCCGUGGGAUAGCUCGGUCGUGAUCGGCCUGCUGAUCGGCGGCGCCGCCACAUUCGCCGUGUUCAUCGUGUACCAGUGGUGGCGCGGCGACGAGGCGAUGGUCCCCUUCGCGCUGCUGAAGCAUAAAGUCGUCUGGUCGGCGGCGAUGACGAUGUUCUUUUCCCUGUCCAGUGUGCUCGUCGCGGACUUUUACAUCGCCAUCUAUUUCCAGGCCAUUCGCGAUGACUCGCCGCUGAUGAGUGGCGUGCAUAUGUUGCCGAUUACGCUGGGACUGGUGCUUUUUACCGUUGUUUCGGGGGCGUUGAUCUCCAUGCUGGGCUACUACCUCCCCUUCCUGCUCGCCGGCGGCGCAAUCUCGGCCGUGGGCUACGGGCUCCUCUCGACGCUGAGCACGAGCACCUCCGUCGCGAAAUGGGUCGGAUACCAGGUCCUGUACGGCGUUGCGAGCGGGUGCACGACGGCUGCGCCCUACAUCGCAAUCCAAAACCUCGUGCCCGCGCCGCAAAUCCCGCAGGCCAUGGCGAUCAUCAUCUUCUGGCAGAACAUCGGCGCCGCGAUCUCGCUGAUCGCCGCAAACGCCAUCUUCUCGAAUGUGCUCCGCGACGAGCUGGCGAAACGCGCGGGCCAGAUCGGUGUGUCUGCCGACGCGAUUGUCGCCGCUGGCGUGCGCAGUAUCCGCGAGCUUGUCGCGGGGAGGGAACUCGUCGCUGUGCUGGAGGCGUAUGCGGAGGCGAUUGAUAAUGUCAUGUACCUGGGGAUCGCGGUGAGUGUGUGUGUGAUUGUGUUUAGUCCGGGGCUGGGGUGGAAGGAUAUAAGGCAGACGAAGGAGUUGCAGGCGCUUACUAGUGAGGGCGAUGGGGAGGGGGGGAAGAGGGAGAAGGAAACGGUGCCGGUUGCGUUUGGUUAG
Aspergillus mulundensis is the source of this 1677-nucleotide messenger RNA. Its product is annotated as MDR family MFS transporter. Gene Ontology annotation, molecular function: transmembrane transporter activity. NCBI's taxonomy places the organism in Eukaryota, Fungi, Ascomycota, Eurotiomycetes, Eurotiales, Aspergillaceae. Gene Ontology annotation, biological process: transmembrane transport. The coding region runs from base 1 to 1677 and encodes 558 amino acids. The transcript is spliced from 6 exons. The record is from RefSeq and is a predicted model, not a curated record.